Molecule: messenger RNA, 3306 nt
Organism: Macaca mulatta (Rhesus monkey)
Lineage: Eukaryota; Metazoa; Chordata; Mammalia; Primates; Cercopithecidae
Gene: CXCL16
Product: C-X-C motif chemokine ligand 16
Biological process (GO): positive regulation of cell migration; response to tumor necrosis factor; T cell chemotaxis
Molecular function (GO): scavenger receptor activity; low-density lipoprotein particle receptor activity; chemokine activity
Source: RefSeq, a predicted model, not a curated record
GGCGGCCACGCCCCCGGGCUCGGUGCGUCCGCGGGUGGUGGCCCCGCAGGUGCGCGCGGCCGGGGCUGGCGGCGACUCCCUCCACCGGGCCGCCCGGGAGGCUCAUAUAGCGCGGCUGGGUCCCGCGGCGCCGGGAGCGGGGAAGUGAAAGUGCCUUGGAGGACGAGGGCCGGUCCGGCCGUGCGGCCGCCUCACAGGUCCGCGGGCGCUCGGGGCGGGCGAGGCGGGUGGCCUCCUGAACCGAACCGAAUCGGCUCCUCGGGACGCCGUCCUCCCGCCCCUCCUCGCCCGCCGCCCGAGUUUUCUUUCGGUUUCUUCCAAGAUUCCUGGCCGUCCAUCCACGGAGCUCGGGCCCAGUGCGGGGGCGCAGGGCGCGGGAGCUCCUCCUCCCGAGUUUUCCCUGUGGCCAGAGGCUGGCACGGCGCGGGCCGGGUACUGAGCGCACGAUCGGGGCGCAGCGGGGCCGGGGGCUGCAGCUGGCUCGCGCCUCCUCUCCGGCCGCGACCUGGCGUCGACGGCCGCCGUCUCCUCCAGUCCUUGGCGAAAGCCAUUGAGAAACCAGCUGGACGUCAUGCGCCGGAGCCUGUCUGGGAGUCAGAGCGCGGCGGCUCCAUCCCCGCAGACUCCGCGGAGCCCCGACAUGGGACAGGCCUUGGUGCCCGGGGCCCGCGCGCUCCUGCUCCUGCUCCUGCUGGCGUGCCUGCCUCCGCCAGGCAAUGGCAACGAGGGCACCGUCACUGGAAGCUGUCAUUGUAGUAAAAGAAUUUCUUCUGACUCCCCGCCAUCGGCUCAGUUCAUGAAUCGUCUCCGGAAACACCUGAGAGCUUACCAUCACUGUCUACACUACAUCAGGUUCCAGUUGCCUUCCUGGAGCGUGUGUGGGGGCAGUAAGGACCCAUGGGUUCGGGAAUUGAUGAGCUGUCUUGAUCUCAAAGAAUGUGGACAUGCCUACUUGGGGAGUGUGGCCCACCAGGAGCAUUUACCUCCUACCAGCACCCCCAUUUCUCAGGCCUCAGAGGGGGCAUCUUCAGACAUCCGCACCCCUACCCAGAUGCUCCUGUCCAUCUUGCAGUCAACCCAGUGCCCCACCCCCCCAGCAGGAUCACUGUCCUUGGACAAAGAGCUCACUCGUCCCAGUGAAACCACCAUUCCCACUGCGGGCCACAGUCUGGGAGUUGGGCUUGAGGCUGGGGAGAACCAGAAGCAGCUGAAAAACAAUGCUGGUCCCACAGCCGGGACAUCAGCCACAGUGCCGGUCCUGUCCCUCCUGGCCAUCGUCUUCAUCCUCACCGCACUCCUUUCCUAUGUGCUGUGCAAGAGGAGGGGGCAGUCACCGCAGUCCUCUCCAGAUUUGCAGCUUCAUUAUAUACCUGUGGCGUCUGACUCUAAUACCUGAGCCAAGAAUGGAACCUUGUACGGGCUGUACGUUGCCCAGGCUGUUAUGGAACUCCUGAGUCAAGUGAUCCUCCCACCUUGGCCUCCGAAAGUGUGUGGAUUAGAAGAAGCGUGACCUACCAUAUUCAGCCUACACGUAUUUGUUAAUAUCUAACAUAGGACUAACCAGCCACUGCCCUCUCUUAGGCCCCUCAUUUAAAAAUGGUUAUACUAUAAAAUGUGCUUUUCAUACUGGGUGAUAAUAACUUGGACAAAUUCUAUGUGUAUUUUUUGUUUUGUUUUGCUUUGAGACGGAGUCUCGCUCUAUCAUCCAGGCUGGAGUGCAGUGGCACGCUCUCUGCUCACUGCAACCUCCACCUCCCAGGUUCAAGUGAUUCUCCUGCCUCAGCCUCCCGAGUGGGAUUACAGGCAUGCGCCACCACGCCUGGCUAAUUUUUGUAUUUUCAGAAGAGAUAGGGUUUCACCAUGUUGGCCAGGCUGGUCUCAAACUCCUGACUGCAAGUGAUCCGCCUGCCUUGGCCUUCUGAAGUGCUGAGAUUACAGGUGUGAGCCACCGUGCCUGGCCCUAUGUGUGUUUUUUAACUACUAAAAAUUAUCUUUAUAAUGAUGGACUCUUUUUUUUUUUGAGACUGAGUCUUACUCUGUUGCCCAGGCUGGAGUGGAAUGGUGUGAUCUUGGCUCACUGCAACCUCCGCCUCGCGGGUUCAAGCGAUUCUUCUGCCUCAGCCUCCUGAGUAGCUGGGAUUACAGGCGCUCACCACCACACCUGGCUAAUUCUUGUAUUUUUAGUAGAGACAGGGUUUCACCAUGUUGGCCAGACUGGUCUCGAUCUCCUGAUCUGGUGAUCCGCCCACCUCGGCACCCUAAAGUGCUGGGAUUAAAGCUGUGAGCCACUGUACCUGGCCCUAUGUGUGUUUUUUAACUACUAAAAAUUAUUUUUAUAAUGAUGGAGUCUUCUUUAUGGAAACAACUGGCCUCAGGCCCUUGCACCCUUACCAUGAUUCCUGGCUUGUUUGUUCUGCUCAUGGUUCCCCCUCGUCCCAAAUCUCCCCCAGUACACCAGUUGUUCCUCCCCACCUCAGCCCUCUCCUGCGUCCUCCUGUCCCCGCAACGGAGGCCUGGGCUUUCCCACCCUCCCUCCUUAGCAGGCGCUGUGCUGGGACACCACAUGGGCUGGUUUCACUUCCUCAGUCUCUUGCCUACCCCAGUGAGAGUCUGAUCUUGUUUUUAUUGUUAUUGCUUUUAUUAUUAUUGAGACUCUAGUUCUUGUUUUGUCUCUCUGAAUGAAGAAGAAUGUGUCUUCGUUAGGCCAAGUCUGCGGGAAGCCUGGGGCAGCAGCAUGAAGUGUUAGAGGAAGUGGGUUGGGUAUGGGAGUUUCCAUCUCCUCUCUGAGCCUGUCAGGGUGUUUGUGGAGAGCAGAGCAGGAGCACCCUGUUGGAGAGGCCAGGGCAUAGCUGUGGGCAGGCUUGGGCUUCAGUUUUUCUGUGCCCACCAUUUGCCCCUUUGUCCUAGGGUACUGUGACCAGCAGGGCAUGUUGGUGCCCAUACUCCCCACCCUACAUGUUCUCAGGUUCUGUCCCAUGGCGCAGGUGAUGGUCUCCCUCUGAGCUCUGGGUCCACCUCCCUGGCCUAGUUCUCCAGCAUCUGCUCACAGGUUCGAGCCACAUCACUGAGCUUGAGGCGGGCAUAGUCCACUCGCUUCAGAGCCAUCUGACAGUCCUUCCUCGAAGAGUAGCUGGAGCCCUCAUGGGGCUGCCCUGUGGCCACCUACAAGACAGACUAUCAAUGGAGCACCAUCUCCUUUACCCUUACUCCAAGCAGGCAUCAGGUCUCUUGUCUCAUUUCUUACCUGAGUUUGAAUUUGUUAGGCCACCUGGUAGCUGGAUAAAUAAAUCAUUUAACUUAUGUUAA